AUGUCUGGCAUUGGCAAAUUAAAGAUAAAAGGGAUCCGGGCCUUUUCAGAGGACCAGCCAGCAGCCAUUGAAAUGCAGAGCCCGCUGACUUUGAUAGUGGGGCACAAUGGGACAGGGAAGACAACAAUUGUUGAAGCUCUGAAAUAUGCCACGACAGGGUCUCUUCCUCCCAACAGCAAAAACGGAGCAUUCAUUCACGACCCAAGGAUGUCCCAGGGGACAGAGACCAAAGCACAGAUAAUGAUGAAGUUCACAUCGUGCGAGGGGAAGGAGUACAUCAUAGUGCGAGGAAUGACGCAGACAGUGGGGAAAAUAAAAAAAGAAACAAGAACAAGUGAAAGCGUGCUCUGGGAGAUAAAGAAUGGAGAAAAAAGGAUGAUAUGCAAUAAACUGUCUGAGGUGGAUAAUGAAGUGCCUCUUCUCCUGGGCACAACGCCAGCUGUGCUAGAGAAUGUGAUAUUUGUGCACCAGGAAGAGUCUACGUGGCCGCUUGGAGAUUCGUCGGUUGUAAAAAAGAAAAUGGAUGGAAUAUUUUCAUCUUCUCGGUUCAUCAAGGCACUCGAUGCACUGACAGUCUUGAAAAAAGAAAAAACAAGCGAGCUAAAGAUUCUGUCGUGUAAGUACGAGACACUGCAGCAGAGAACGCAGAACAAGCACGUGAUAGAGCAGAGAAUAGCAAGAAUAAUAGAAAGACUGUCGGUCAUUAAGAAUAUUUCAGACCUAGCAAAAGAUAAACUGAAAAAUGCACAGAUUGACCUGAAAGAAAAAGAAAAACAGAGUGAAACUGUUCUAUCUGAGCUGAGGGAUAAAGAAAGAGCGCAGUCUGAGCUGCAGGGCCUAUCUACCAAGCCGCUGAUAAAUAAGCCAGUCAGCGAGCUGCAGAGCAUUCUUCCAAGCGCAUGCAAAGAGGAUCUGGAGGGCCUAAAGCAGGAAGAAAGUCUGCUGGAGAUGGAGUGCAUGGAAGUCCUGGAGAAAAUAAGAAAGUUCGAAGAGCUAAAAGAAAAAAUAGAGAAAAAUAAGCUUGAGGUCGAAAUACUACUAGAAAAUAGGGCAAAUACCACAGAAGAGAUGAAAAAACACAUAGAUGCAAGUCGAAAUGUUUUGAAAAGCAUUUUCAUGCGGCUGCAGGGCGUUUUAGAGGUAGUAAGCCAGGAAAAAGAAAAAGAGCUGGAGAAAAAGCUGGGUGAACUGAAGAGCCAGCUGAGCUAUCUGAUAGAGUCAAAUGAAAAGUACGAUCUUGAAAAUGCGCUCUUAGAAAGCCCUAUUGAGCUAGAGGCUGCUGUAGAUGACGAGGUGUGUCUCAUAGAAAGCGCAAAGGGACUGAUAGAACAGAUCUACUCAGUGCUGGAGCAUAAACUGCAGAGAAAAGAAAGCCUGAUUAGAAUAAAAACAGAAGAGAUGGGCAUUCUGAAAGAAAAGCACAGAAAUAUAGUUCGAAGACUCGAAGAGAUAAAAACAGUUAUGAAUGCAGACCUGAAUGAAAAUGAUGCAUCGUUCAUAACAGAAGUGCAGGAGAACGAGAAUGUGCUAAAUACGUCCUUUGUGCGCCAGGAGUAUGACAAACAGAAAAUAUUCCUGGAAAUAGAAGAGCUGCAAAGGGAAAUAGAAAUAGCUCUCAAAGAAACAGAAAAACGAAAAGAGAAAGAGUUUCUGCAGGAAGAGAUAGACAGAAAAAAGAAAGAGCUGGAGUUUAUACCGUUCCCGGCGGAUGUAAAGCCAGGAGCAACCAUGGAAAAUAUUCUGCAGAUAGAGGAGACAACAGAGAUAAAGAUACGCAGCUUAGAGACAAAGAUAAAAGAAAUUCAGCAAAGCCAGCAGCAGCAGAUAGAAAUAAAAGUGCAAAAAGAGUCAAAGCAUCUAGCUGCUGCGCUAGUCCAGCAGAUGAAAAUCAAAAAAAUAGAGAAAAUACUUCAAGAAAUAACAGGAGAGAUUGUGGCUGGAAAGAUACUAAUUACAAAGUCAGAAAUACUCCAGAGAAUAAAAGAAGGAGGGAGGAUGAAUGUAGUGACUGGAUAUGAAGAUGCGCUCUCUGAUCUAAACGAGUCCUGGGGAGGCAUUUCAGCCUCAGAGAAGAUAUACGAAGAGUUUCUAAAUAGAGCGCAUGAAGAGUGUCCGUUCUGCAAGUCGUUCAUUAGCACUGGGGUCUCAAAAGGACACGUCCAGAAAGUUAAGACAAUUCUCGAAUGCAUACAAAAGAAAAAGAACGAAAUACAGAGCGAAAUAAUUUUGGAGAAUGAGAGGACAAAAACAAAACAGCAUCAGUCUCUUCUAAGAGUCCUUUUGAACGAGAUAUCUAGCCUGUUUCUGGAGGACUUUUCAAGCGAAAAGUCAUCUGAAAAAGAUAGUGUGCUACUGCUUGAUGAGUCACUAGGCCUUCUGGAUACUUUGAACAAACAGAUGAGAUCUAUAAAGAACCUAAAAGGCAAGUACCAGGAGAUAGAUGCUCUCAAGAGAAGGGAAGAGAGAAUACAUCUGGUCAGCGAAGACUACAACAUAGUCAAUGCGAAGUACAAGCAAAAGAUGGCAGAGCUGCAGGAAAUAGAAAAGUGCGAACAGAAAGAGCAGGAGAAGUACAUUGAGUUUGAAAACAAAAAACAAGAGUCUCGGGAUAGAAUAAAAGAAAUAGAAGAAAUAAUGCAGAAGAGAAACAAGUACAAAAACGAAGCAAUGUCUCUGGAAAAAGAGCACUACGACAUGGAAAAUGCGAAAACAAAAACAGAAACUCUUCUGCACGAAAAGUCUGCAGAAAUAGCGGAAUUGCACAGAAGUGAGGCAGUGCUAUACAAAGCCAAAGAAAUGGUCAAAGAGUGCCAGCCUCCAACCGGCAACCUGAUAAAGAUAGCAUCCUUCAAAGAGAAGAUACAAGAGAUAUUUAUAAAGGUAGAAAGACUGUCAAAGGAUGUGUACACCGAAGACCACAAAAAAGCAGAAACAGACCUAAAACAGCAGCUUAUUGAGACAGAGGAUAAAAAAGAACUUGUUAAUAAGAAGAGAAGAGUAGCAGAAGAUGCACAGACACACAAACAGCUUGUAAAAGACUCCAUCAGAGCAGCUAUACUUCGAAGCAAAAUUGAGAGCAGCUUUGCAACACAGCAGACUCUCUUUGACCUCCAAAUAGAAAUCGACGGAAUAGAAGAAGCAAUUCUAAAAGAGCAGAAAAUCAUCUCAGAGUGCGUUGGAGAAGAGUACAAUUUGGAGAAACAGAAACAAGAAGACGAGGCAGAUGUGAAAAUACAUGCAAAUGCUGAGACAGAUGAACUGUCCGUAUUCAUAACAAUGAAAGUGCUGAAGGAAAGCAUUUCCGACCUUGAAAAGUACAUCAAGGGAGUGCAGGCAGGGAUCGUAAGAUACCACUCAGAGAAGCUAGCAGAGGUCAACGCAAUAAUAAAGGAAAUCUGGGACCUCGCAUACAAAGGAACAGACAUCGAUGAGAUAAAGAUUAUUUCGCACCUAGACAAAACAUACAGCAUCUCUAUGGUGAAAAACGGUGUGGAAAUAGACAUGCGAGGAAGAGUAAGUGCAGGACAGAAGGUUUUAACAUCCAUAGUUAUACGCCUGGCACUCGCUGAGGCGUUCAGUGUAAACUGUGGGUUUCUAUCCCUGGACGAGCCAACAACCAAUUUGGACAAGGCAAAUAUAUCUGGUUUAGCCAGGGCUCUUUCUUCCAUUAUAAAAGCCAGGAAGGCAGAAGGCAACUUCCAGCUCCUUGUCAUCACGCAUGACGAAGAGUUUGUCAGAGAGCUGCUGGCAACAGAGUGCACAGAGUAUUUCUAUCGGCUAGAAAGAGAUCUCGUGGGAACACCAAAGAUUGUCCAACUGUCAAUAUACGACAUAUAG
Molecule: messenger RNA, 3837 nt
Organism: Nematocida minor
Lineage: Eukaryota; Fungi; Microsporidia
Product: DNA repair protein RAD50
Exons: 1
Coding region: 1-3837 (1278 amino acids)
Biological process (GO): telomere maintenance via recombination; double-strand break repair; chromosome organization involved in meiotic cell cycle
Cellular component (GO): Mre11 complex; condensed nuclear chromosome
Molecular function (GO): G-quadruplex DNA binding; single-stranded telomeric DNA binding; double-stranded telomeric DNA binding
Source: RefSeq, a predicted model, not a curated record